UUUGCGGUUUUUGACGACGGAAAAUACGAACUGAAGAGUGUGUAAUAUCUUAACUUCUAGACAUAUUGGCUUAGCAGUUAUUUCUCAUAUAAACAGAAUAUCGAUGUAAACAUUGUUGCUUUAAUAACUUCUUCUACAAUGGCAAUGCGAAACCUUCCAGUUUUAUCUUUUUAUAAAACAAUCCUUUUACUUUCAAGGAUUAUUUCUCUUUUAAAAGGUGCUAACCCAGUAAAAAUUGUUAGUCUCGACGUUCCACGCUGGGUUCCUAAUGGAACAAAUCAUGUGAUCUUAGACUGUGAAUACCGGUACACAGAGAACGACCUGCGACUGGUAGUAAAGUGGUUUUUUAAUGACGACUCUGAGCCAGUUUAUCAGUGGAUACCACAACUGGAGAAAAGACAUGUUGCUGAAUUCCUGCACGGAAGACUGAAUCUAAGCUACACUGCUAACUCUGGUGAUAGAUAUUCUCGCUACCGGGCCCUGUACAUUCUCAACCCUUCGAUUGAAAUGUCCGGAAAGUAUACAUGUCACGUUGCGUCAUUAGCAGGACAGGACUCCAGACAUCAAGAGAUGCUAGUUUUCAUUCCGGCUACAACGUUUAAUUUCAAUUUUACAAAAUGUUCUGACUCGGAAGUAAGUUUCCUUUGCAACGCCAGAGGGUUAUAUCCUCGUCCUCGGAUAUCUCUGAGCAUUCAGCCAUUGGACAACAAGGAACAGAAAACCUACAAGAAAAUUCAUAGUCGAGUGAACAAAAGUGGCGCCACCUACGAUGCUUCAAUAACUGGAAAAUUAUUUACUGCUGGUUUGGCUGGACAUCAGCCUCCUCUACUUGAGUGCAAAGUUGAAAUACCUGGAACUCAUUACAAAAUAUCCAAACAGAUUAGUUAUUUUCCAAGUCUGCACGAUACAAAUAAAGGUGAUCCUGGUCUUUGCUUCACGAAUGUUUUCCCCAUUAUCUUUGCAUGGCUAACCAGCCUACGACAUCUUGCUGCUGUUUGAAUAAGUACCAUAAAAUCAGACCAGUUAGGAUACUGAGAUUCACAGGUAAAAAAAGCAGGAUCUAAUGAAAUAAAGAAGUUUCAUCUGAUUGUAUCUGAAGAUGACAGGUUUUUGUUAUUUAUUCUUGUGCAAAAUGAAAACCGAAUCUAAAAUAUAGAUGCAAACCAUCUGUAUGCUAACAUAGUAUUUUUGUAAACCACCGUAUGGUUUUAAUAUAUAGUGUUUUGUGGUAAACAUAAGUAAUAAGUUUCUUACCGAGUUUAAUAACUCAGUGUAUUUUGUAGUGCUUUAAAGCAGUUCAGUAAGUUUUGUGGUGAUCUUAAUGAUUCAGGCUGUUUUUGCAAUCUCAAACAUUCAGUAAUUUAGUAGUGACAUUAAUCAUUCAGUAAAUUGUGCAUUGUGUUGAACCAUUCAAUAAGUUUAGCAGUGACUUUAAUCAUUCACUAAGUUGUGCAGAGAAUUUAAUGAUUUGGUGUGUUAUAUGAUGGGUUUGAUCAUCCAAUGAAUUUUUGUAGUGAUUUUAACAUUUCUGUAAGAAUUUUAUCAAGCUCAGAUUUUUAGGACGUCUUGAAGUGAGCUUAAUCCUUCAUCAAGUCUUUUAGAGAAGUUAAUUGUUCAUAAUUUUUUUAUUCAAUUUUUUAGUGAUCGAGCUUGGCACCAAAGUUUAAUAAUAAACAAACAUACCACGGCUAUAUCAACAAAAAACUAUUUAAUCGGACGUACCGGAAGUUGCAAAUUCUAUCGUUAGCAAAAUGUCAUAGAAAUAAAUUAAAAGUGUGAUAUAAAAAAGAGGAAUAGUAAUUUAUGUAACAUAAAUAUUGAUAUGUGUUAAGAUCUGUAAUUUAGGACAAUUAAAUGUAAAACUACUUACACUUAUAAUUGGGUGUAACAGACGAAUUUUAAAUAAAAAAAUGAUAGGGGAAAGAAUUUAGGUUACUGUUUAGGAUUGAUAAUAGUCUGUAAAUGGUAAACUUUCUUUGAUCAUUUUCUAACGAACCUUAGAUAAGGAUACUUUUUAAUUUAUUUCCAUUACAACUCGUCGAUAAGUGAAUUUGUAAGUUACGAAACUUCCAAUUAAAGAAAUAUUUGUUGAUAUAGCUGAGGUGUUUUUUUCUAUAUUAUUAAGAUUGUAUCGUACUUAACUAUUCGAUAUAAUUUAUAAUGAGUUUAACCAUUCAGUAAGUUUUGCAGUGAAAUUAAACUUUAGUAAGCCCUCGUAGUGAGUUUGAGCAUUCACUAAUUUGUUUGUUGUUUAAAACAUACUAUAGAUUUCAUUGGAAUUUAACCGUUCACUAAUUUUUGUAGCGCGUUUAAGCAUCCAAUAAGUGUUGUGGAGAGUUUAUCCAAUCAGUAAAUUUAGUGGAGAGAUUAACCAUUCAGUAACGUUUUAGUAAUGGAGUCAUAGAGAGAGAGUUUUGUAGUGAGUUUGACCAGUAACUUUUGUAGUGACACUUAGGAAGUGUCGUAAUAAAUUGAACUUUUUUUCUAAGUUAAUUUCAGUCAGCCUUAACUACUCAGAAAGUUUUGUAUUAAAAUUGUUUAUUCAGUAAACUGUGUUCUUAUCCUAACAAUCCAGCGAGUUUUGUAGUGAGUUAAACCAUUCAAUGAGUUUGUAGACCCAAUAAUUUUGUUGUGAGUUCAACAUCUGUAUGGUGACAUUAAUCAUUGUGAAUGUUUUGUAGCGAGAAUAAUCAUUUCUUAUAUUUUUCGUUUGUUUAACAAUUUAGUAUGCUCAAAGAAAACUUAUUCGUUGAGCAUGAUUUUGGUAUUUCACUAAUUUUUAUAAGGACGUUAACCAAUUCUUAUCUUUGAAAUAAAAGAAAGCGAACGUUAAAA
This is a messenger RNA of Limulus polyphemus (Atlantic horseshoe crab), 2835 nucleotides long. RefSeq lists its product as uncharacterized. NCBI's taxonomy places the organism in Eukaryota, Metazoa, Arthropoda, Merostomata, Xiphosura, Limulidae. The transcript is spliced from 6 exons. The coding region runs from base 139 to 999 and encodes 286 amino acids. The record is from RefSeq and is a predicted model, not a curated record.